Bursaphelenchus xylophilus (pine wood nematode) is the source of this 6054-nucleotide messenger RNA. NCBI's taxonomy places the organism in Eukaryota, Metazoa, Nematoda, Chromadorea, Rhabditida, Aphelenchoididae. The record is from the annotation of a GenBank genome assembly.
AUGUCUGCAAGAUACUUUGAUGGAACAGAGGUGAGUGUUUUAUCUGAUAUUAGAUUUUUUGCUUUGAUUCCGAAGCUGUGCAACGGAAUUUUUAUAUUUUAGGUAUUAAAUCUGGGAGGGGUAAGGUAAAGUUGAAAUAAGGCGGGUUUAUGGCAGUAAAAGGGACGUUGAAAGGAAGAGAUCGGGAAUUAAUAAUGAAUUUGAAGUCUAGCUGCUAUAAAAGACAGAAUAAAAGCUUUGUCGGCCGUUUGUUUCAAAGUAGGACAUUGAACUUGGAUGAAAGUACAACUUUUUCUUUUUUCAUAAAGAAACUUGAAUCUUAACUAUUCUAGAAGCUCAAUUGUACAUUUUAGACUGUCUUCCGGGUUAUAUAAUCUGAAAGUUGAGUUAAUAUAGCUCGAAACAAUCUUUUUUUUUUGAGUUUCUACCAACACUUUGUUAUCUAAAACGAUUUUGCGAUCUAAAUCUCUGGUCCCAUCUUACUACUCCGUAUGAGCCCUUUGAACUUUUCACUCUGAAAUCUGACGAUUUUUCUCAAUCGGGAAUUCAAAGUCACGAUGAUAAGACCCCGUUGUUGAUAAUGCGUAACUUGUUGUUUUUGGAGAUAAAGAGCGCUCUAAUUGACGGGCGGGUAUUCAAAAAGAACCUUGAUAUGUUUGAAUUGACUUGAAAUGAAGACGGGUAAAUGGAGACGAGAUGUUUCGGGAGUGAGUUUCACUUUCCUUUACAUGGGAGGACUUUGAGCCGGAGGGGGUAAAUUUGUCAAUUUUGUAAUUAAUUGACCGGCUAAAGUACAAACAGAUGGAGGAGGGGCAAAACGACUCUUUAAUUGUUGGUUUUAUUCCAACAUUAAAGUGGAAUAAUGUUAGUUUAUACUGAAAACUCAUGAUUUUGCAUAAAAUUGUUCAACAUAACGAUAAAAAUAGUCUUCAUAUAACGAAUAUCCGUUAUAUGAAGACAAUUUUUUUUGGUUCCCAGUAUAAAAAUCAGACUGUGUUUACUAUUUUUUGCAGUCUAGACGACAGUUUCUAUUGUUGCAUCUUAAAAUUAGCUAAAUUUUUACAAUUUUUUGGGCAUUUUAAGGUGUUUUAUAUAGAAAAGGGUCGAAUUAUGUCUAAAAACCGCUAUUUGGGGUGGAACUAAGUCUAAAAACAGGAUGUUUUUCCAUAUACUCUGCUUUAAAGACAUCGUGUGUGGAGUAGAUUUGUGUAGUAUGGAGGAGAACAUGGGAAUCUUGGGCCCGUUUUACCAUAAAUUGCAAAGAAAAAGUUUAUUUACCUAGUAUUUUGACCCCAAUUCUGGGUUUUGUAUUUUCUUGCGAUUACGAAACGCCGAGAAUCGUAUGAUCAAGUUAGGGAUCCAUUUUUUGGUCCGCUGACUAAAAUACUUUUGAUAAAAAUGCGAUUGACAUUUGAGUUUAUACGAGAGAGGGAAUCUAUAAUAUGAAUAAAAAAUCUUGGAACUUCCAUCUCAGGAAGUAUAAUGUGAUGCUACUUCCUGGAAUAAAGAAAGUUUCAGGAUUCUUUUGGUUGUACAGUGGGGGACCUGAUCCAGUGGCAAAAAACGCACCAUUUUGCAUCCAGGAAGCAUCAAAAAAUAUGGCAAAAUGCUUCCCUCUCCAAGUGAAAAAACUCAGAAUUCAAAAGCGCGCAGGAAAAAGGGCGCGCCCUUCAAAACGAAGUUUUUUCACUUGCAGAGGGAAGAAUUUUGCCAUAUUUUUGAUACUUUCCGGAUGCAAAAUGGUACAUUUUUUGCCGUUUGAUCAGGUCCACCACUGUAGUAUGGUAUCUUAGGGAUAUAUACUUAAAAUGUGAUAUUCCUGCAAGUUCCUUUCCUUGCUGUCAUUUCCUUUCAAAAUUUCCGACGUUAUCCCCUAGAGGGAUUAGACCUUUUUCAUAGAUGAAAUAAACAAAAACACGCAAAUAGCCCAACAAUUUUCCAGUCUAGCGGAGGAGUUAUCAAUUUGUCCGGGGUAUUUUUCCUAAAUAUUUUUUUGAUUAUUCCUGAUGUCCCAAACUCAGGAUGGUUAGUCAUUACAAGUUAGUCACGGAAAGAAUCCCAUUUACGAUUUGUUUACAUAUUUCGGACAGGGGUUUCAGUAGAAAAGGUUUUAACAUUUCACCUCUGUUUUUCGACAGAAAAUUGAAUAAUACUUUAGAAAAUUCAAAAAAAAAAUAUUUUUGGGAACUUCAGGCCAUUCGGAUUCCGGAAGUAGCGCGUUCUUUCUAUAACUAGGCUAUUACUCUGGCUAAAAUGCAUAAACUUGGUUGUGUAUUAUAUUCGUGCGCGUUACUCCCUAAAAAUUUGCUAUAACGGAAAAAAUUUCUAGAUGACGUUGUAAAAGCGAAAAUUCAUUCGAUUUAUCAUCAAAAACUGGUCACGUGGUAAUCUUUGAGAGAUCAAGACUUGUCUGGACGAUAUAAAAUAGCUUAUUGCGAGAGAGAUUAUUAACUCCGGCCAAGUUACGGUCCUGAUCCAGUGCUAAAGAAUAUAAUUGGAAGUAAAGUGGAGAAAAAAGAUCGAGUUCCACUCGUCAAUGACGAAUAGGGCCGAAAUCGGUAGUAAGAGAACAGGGACUCGGUGAAGUACUGUAAAAGUGCAUAUUGAGCACACCCGCACCUCGUGGAAAGUACAAAAAUGCUGAUCGCACCGGUGAGACGGGCCCAUUUUCAACGAGCUCGUGUGAGUUUUUUUUGUCUCUUCGAUGUUUCCUAACCAUCUCCCCCCUUUCCUUUCUUCUCCCCGUCUUCUCUCUAAAUGCACCAAAAUGGAAAUUCCCCAACCCUCGUCAACCGAGGGUUCGACUGCACCUUUAACGCAUGCUAAGCCCUCCAGGUUGUUCCUGAUUCAAAAAAAUUGACCGCCGAAAAAGAGCCUAUUAGGCAAAGCAGGCUUUAACCGCUUACGGACUGUUACUAGUUAAGAUGGAUAAGGAAGCAUGUGAUGGGUUGAUAGAUUAUGGUAGUGAGAGGUCAAAGAUUACGGUACGAGGUGUUUUUUGAUAGAGGUGGAAAGGCGUUGUGUGCAAAAAAAGUGUAGAGAGACGGUAUAAAAUUGAUUCUCUCUGGCGGCCAUGACCAGCAGCGGUCAUGUCUCGAAAGUAUCGGUUAUGGCCGAUUUUCAUAGAUAGUUGCUAGUCAUUGGAAUGGUGUAGGUAUCAAAGCACCUGUUUAAAGGAACUAUUCAUGAUAGUGGGCAAUUACCGAUUCUUGUGGGCCGUAAACGCAGAUGACUGCGGGUAGGACCGUACUCGGCGUUCAAAUAAUAAAUUCAAAAAUUUUGCGCCCGGGCGAAAAAAAUUUGUCCAGCUCUUACAGUGAGGGACCUGAUCCAGUGGCAAAAAACGUACCAUUUUGCAUCCGGGAAGUAUCAAAGACGUGACAAAAUGCUUCCCUCUCCAAGUGAGAAAACUUAGUUUUGAAGGACGCGCUUUUGAAAUUGGAGUUUUUUCACUUGGAGAGGGAGAUAUUUUGCCACAUUUUUGAUACUUCCCGGAUGCAAAAUGAUACGUUUUUGGCCACUGGAUCAGGUACCCACUGUAUUUAUAGUGUCAAAAGCGGUCUUAAUGUACGCAAUUUGAAUUUCAGACCGAGCCUUCUGAGCGAAUCAGCGCGCACUCUUCGGAAGAUGCCGGAGAAUCGGGUUCGGUUCCGCUCGACGGAUCACCGCUUGUCCUGGACGAGCAUUCAAGACUGGAACGCAAAAUCGCCAAAGUCCGCGAAAAAAUCACGUGGAAUACGAUCGCCCGCGAAGGAGACGUCGAGGAAUACCUUCGCAUCACAAACGGAGUCGAGAAUGUCGCGGACAAUCCGCAAUUAGCCAGGAUUCGACAACAUUUCGAGAAGAAGAACAAAAAAUACAGCCAAGAAGCAGACCAGUUGCAGAAAAAGUUGGAUGAACUUGAGAGAAAACUGGAGGAAGUGGAUAAUGGGACGGACGUCGGGAAACCGGGCCAUCACAGGAUGUUCCAUAAUGUUGGACAUGGAAUAAAGUGAGUUUUGAGGGGAAGAAAAACAUUUUGACAAUGGAAGAAGGGCGUUGAUAUUACAAAUUUGUUAUAAGAGUGCAACGAAAAGUCCCUGUUUCAAGCGGAAGUGUGGAAGGAAAGAAAAACCAUCCGUAAACAAUAUUUGUUCAAAAAUUCGAACGCAGAAACGUGCAAAACUUUAAAUCUCCGCAAAAAAACAAGGAAAACACACCUCUACUGUACGUUCCCUGUUAUCAUCAUGUCUCUAAAAAUAGAUCAAACACCACGCUUUUCGAAAUGCUUCAAGAGCUAUUCAUUUAUUUUUUCAGACCCUUUUUUGCCGUCGGGGAAAAUACCCAAAGGGAAAAUGAGAGAUUUCGAAGCGGAGAAUACGAAAAUAAUCUAACAAAGAUUUGUGAGUCAUAAGCAUGUGAGAAAGUAGCAUCAGAGAAAAUUGAAAUUGAAAAUUGCGAAAAAAACUUUUUAAUUUUACAUAAACUUACAGAAAAACGGGUGUAAAUCUACGGGAAAUGACCGGCAAUGUAAUCAACGCCCCUCUGGACAUUGCGCAGAAGGUCAAACGCAACGUCUUCGGAUCAGCAGACAACAUUCCAGCGGCCGUAACAGAGAGUAAGAACUAUUUUAAAAAUCCUUGCAUUCAUGGUGACAAGUGUAAGAUCCCGAGUUUAGAUGCCGGUUCGAAUGUGGGACAAUCAAUAUUCUACGAGAACGGGUAUCAGCCACAGUCAACGGCGUCACUAACAGAAGCGUAAGUGUACGCACAGUGCAUUCAGACAGGUUUUCUUGCACUGCACAGUGCAGUUUUAAAAUUUUUUAUUUUUUUUUUUGUUUUUAGGGAACCAAAAAAGAGCGUACAAACUCCCAUUCGGAACGAAAUAGAACCAUCAAAUCGACUAUCCAUCCAUUACGAUGAAAACGAGAUCAACCUCAGGUUGAUGAAGGAAGUGGAACAUCUCAAAACGCAAAAUUCUUCGUUGAAACAUCAACUUGAAAACUUGAAGGUAAAUCUGGACUUUUGUUCAUAAAAAUAUUCUUCCAGAAGGAAUCAGAAAAUGAAGUAAAGACGUUGCGGAUGGACCUAAUUGCUUCAAAUUACAAGAUAACGGUAAGGGGUUUUUUAAAUUUAUCUUUUGGAUUUAGAAACUGGAACAAAGCCUAAAUGAGACGAUGGACCUUCACCAAAAUGAAGUCAAACAGCUGAAGAAUGACUUGAAUUUGAUUGGAACUCGAAUGGAUUAUCAAUAUAACGAUAGGUUCAAGAAAAUAGAAGAGGGAAUUGAGAAUGCGCAGAAUCGAGUGAGUUGCAUGUUUUUUUGUAAAAAAAUAUGCCUGCAAGGCCUCGAAAACGGUCGUCAACCAAUUAUUAUUGCCCAUUGCCUCAUUUGGGCUUCAAUUUCAAGCUUUACGGACCGAGGGAAAGACUUGACUCAAUUUGAGUCAACUCUUUCUCUGGUCAAAGUCAGGCCUUGUGGAUAUUGUAAAGUUAAAGUAUGGUGUCGUGUUGUAUUUUCCUGACCUACUGUUUCAAUUUUCAGAUGUAUCGAAUGGAAACGAAUUGGCAUGAGAACUCGGAGAAACUCCUCGGCGCUGGCCAAAACAUGUGGAAUGCGGUCAUGCUAUCGUUCGCAAACAUUGUCGUAGAGGUCCUGAAGAUCAUCCUAUACGUGGUUGCGGUUGUCUUGGACUCGAUAAAACCGUUUACAGGGACGCGGUAAGUGUAAUAUAAAUUUUGUAGAAAUGUGGGGAAAAUAGUGGUCUCUGGGCAAAUGUUUUGGAUCUGCAUUACCUUUUUUUGCGAUUUGUUUUAUCCUUGUGUAGUUUUUGUUCUUUUUGGAUGUCCAUAUGAGAAUUUAUAGGCGUUUCCACGCUCAAACCCGAUGUUUUCUCUCAUUAUGAUCAAUAAAAAAAUGUUUUCCUUAAAUUGUAAUAUUUUUCCGUUCAGAAGAAGAGCCGGCUUUGUACUACUUGGUAUCCUCUCACUUUUCAUCUUAUGGAAUCUAUUCGGACCUCGCACCGCACCAAUACGACCGCCUAUAUCAACGACUUCCGAGACCCAACCGUCAUGA